This is a messenger RNA of Diceros bicornis minor, 791 nucleotides long. RefSeq names its product palmitoyltransferase ZDHHC19-like. NCBI's taxonomy places the organism in Eukaryota, Metazoa, Chordata, Mammalia, Perissodactyla, Rhinocerotidae. The transcript has 6 exons. Gene Ontology annotation, molecular function: protein-cysteine S-palmitoyltransferase activity. The record is from RefSeq and is a predicted model, not a curated record. Gene Ontology annotation, cellular component: Golgi apparatus; endoplasmic reticulum. Bases 15 to 791 code for a protein of 258 amino acids. Gene Ontology annotation, biological process: protein targeting to membrane; peptidyl-L-cysteine S-palmitoylation.
CCAGAGGUCCGGCCAUGCGGCUCUGGGAGGAUGGCAUGCCCCUCACGAAGGGGCGCCAUCCCCCGCCUCAGGUCCCAAUUCCCUGGCUCGUCCCGAGCCUGCUCGCUGCCUUCAGUGGAGUCCUGCUGGUCGCUGUCAGUGGACUCUUCUUUGGUUUCCCUUGCAGAUGGCUGGCCCAGAAUGGGGAGUGGGCCUUUCCUGUUGUCACAGGACCCCUCUUCGUCCUCACCUUCGGCAUUCUCAUGUUUCUAAACAUCUCCGACCCUGGUAUCUUGCACCAAGGCUCCAACGAACAGGGCCCCAGGACGGUGCGUGUGGUUUGGGCGAAGCACAUAGCCUUCCGCCUGCAGUGGUGCCCACAGUGCUGCUUCCACCGCCCGCCGCGGACCUACCACUGCCCCUGGUGCAACAUCUGUGUGGAGGACUUCGACCACCACUGCAGGUGGGUGAACAAUUGCAUAGGUCACCGGAACUUGGGCUUGUUCAUCCUGCUCCUCCUGUGCCUAUGCUUGUAUUUGGGCUCCAUGCUUGUCACCUGCAUGGUCUUCCUCCUGCGCACCACCCACCUGCCCUUCUCCAUUGACAAGGUCAUCGCCAUCGUCGUAGUGGUCCCCGCUGCCGGCUUCCUGGUGCCUCUCUUGGUGCUUCUGCUGAUGAAGGCCAGGUCGGUGAGCACCGCCCAGCGCUCCUACGAGGACAAGUACCAAUACCUACAUGGACACAACCCUUUCGACCUUGGCUGUGGCAAAAACUGGUAUUGGACACUUUGUGCAGCGCUGGGACCCAAGUGA